Molecule: messenger RNA, 566 nt
Organism: Microdochium trichocladiopsis
Lineage: Eukaryota; Fungi; Ascomycota; Sordariomycetes; Xylariales; Microdochiaceae
Exons: 1
Coding region: 174-428 (84 amino acids)
Source: RefSeq, a predicted model, not a curated record
GUUGGUGCGAAGGCAAUAUGUCAGCUCAGCCAUGUGCAACGCUGUGGCUUGACAGGAGAGACGAGGGGUCGUGAGCGCGUGGGGGGGCUGCGACAGCCUUGUCCACCAUCGCGGAAAAUGGCCCACUGCCAGCCAGAGCUUACUGGCUGCGGUAUGGGGCUGGCCUCGGGACGAUGGAUCCUGACCAGACCAGACGACAGAUCACUGCUGCCCUCAUUGGCCGCCUUUGGCGUCAACUUGCACAAUCAGAGGGCGAACGAUACCCGCUUUUGAGCGUUUGUAUGCACAACGAGCGGCCUGGCCUGGGGUGGGCAGGAGGUCGAACUCGGUAUGCACAUCGCCAGGAUACGGGGGCGGUUGGCUUGGCCUGCCCAAGUAUGCUGUCUGGAGGCGGGCGGGAAGCAAGAGGAUGGAGGUGGCUGUCCUGACGAUCCGUGGCUUGCGUCUGCCACUGUGGCUCACUGCGCAGUCAAGGCCUCGCGGGUCCGAGUACCAGUCCCGGGUCGCCUCGGUUGUCGUGGUCGUGGUCGUAUUCUGUGGUUGCUGUAUUAAUUAGUCAAAUUGCA